AUGGUGGUGGUGGUUGACCUUGGCACCUGCGUGUGCCACUUCUGCGCGGUCGGGGAAGACGACGGAGAGGCAACGGAGGUGCUGUCCUGUCACACUGAGCCGGCGCGAGAGUUGGAGACCUGGGAUGCAAUUGAGAAGACUUGGCAUCGCAUUUUCUACAACGAGCUCCGCCUAGCUCCCGAACAGAACCCUGUCCUUUUGACAGAGCCACCCUUGGCGCCAAAAGCAUACCGCGAGAAGAUGACGCAGAUCAUGUUUGAAACCUUCAAUGUACCAGCCAUGUACAUGGCCACCGGUGCCGUUUGGUCGCUCUACUCCUCGGGACGCACCACGGGUUUGGUGCUGGACUCGGGCCACAGCGCGACCUGGGCAAUUCCCAUCUACGAGGGCAUUUGUGUCACCUAUGCAAUCCAAAAGUCGGAGCUGGCUGGUAAGGCGCUGACCAAAGAGCUGAUUGAGAUGUUGCAGCAGGAGGGGUAUUCCUUCCCUAGCCUGGACGAACGAGAGAUCUUGCAACUUGUGAAAGAGCAGCUUUGUGACUUUCCGAAGUUUAGAGCAGCUUUGUUGUGUUGCCCCAGACCCAGCAGGGCCCGGCUGCACGAGCGAGGAGGCUUUGUAUCAGAUGCCAGAUGGCACCAUACUGGUGUUGCGCUCUUCCAUGCGCGUGCGUUGCACCGAGCGACUCUUUGA
Messenger RNA from Durusdinium trenchii, 690 nucleotides. Lineage: Eukaryota; Dinophyceae; Suessiales; Symbiodiniaceae. The record is from the annotation of a GenBank genome assembly.